AUGGACCCCGGAGAGGAGGCGCUCACUAGCACAGACGAUGUUGACAAGUUGAAGAGUUAUUUAGUGUCGAUACAGGGGAAGAUCACAGACUUGGAGAAGUCUAAGACUUUGAAGAGGAAGGUUUCUCGACACAAUUCUUCCAUUUUGUUGUCGGCCCAGCUCACUAAGGAUACAGUGGAACAGAAGAAUCAGGAGAUAGAUGAUCUUACUGAGAUGAUGAUGAGGUGUCUGGAGAAUGCAGAUGUGGAGGAUUUUAUAGGUAAACUACUUCUUUUUCCUCCCCCCUCCCCCUUUUUUUUCAAAGCCCCUGGUGUGAAAAGAGUUCCAGAGAUGUCGGUUAACUGUAGUGGAAGCGGACAGAUACAGUUUAUGAGGUACACAGAUGUUAAGGACAUGGAUUCGAACACGAAUACUAAGAACAGUAGUGAUUUCUACUUCAGUCUGGUUAAGAUAUUGGAUGAGGACAACAAGAUCCUCCACGAAAUUAACGAAACUCAGAAAGAGUUAUGGAAUACACAAGAUCUUAAUUUAACUCUAGUGGAGGAACUGAAAGAUCCAAUUGAUUUAUCUCUCCCUACCAACAAAAGUGUCACUGUUACAAUCAGUGUCUAUGAUUAUGAUGGUGAAUAUGACGAUGACGAUUUCACAAGGAAUAUGACGGACAUGGUUCCAUUUUCCAGCAAACAGGUUGGGGAGGAAUGGAGUGAGAUAGUGUUCAGCUCCCCUGAUAAAGGAGCUACCCUCACCCUAAGGUACAGAAUACUUGAGUGUGAUGAGCACUUCACCGGAUACGGCUGUAAUCUCUGUAGUGAAGGAUGGACUGAGGAGAUAUGUGACAGAUGUGAUGCUUACUUCUAUCCAACAAGAAAAUGCACGAAAUUCUGUAAGGCCGAACCUGGUAGAUCCUUCUGUACGUCUGAAGGGGUAAAAAUGUGUCUAGAGAACAGAGGGGGCAAGGAUUGUGAGAGCUGUCUAGAAGGGUGGACGGGGGAAGAAUGUGCUGAUUGUGCUGAUGGUUAUUACCCUCAAGGCAGCUGUAGCACUUACUGCGAAGUGAAAGGUAACUACACAUGUGACCUAAAAGGACAGAAGAUAUGCGCAGAAAGGAAGACAGGAACUAACUGUGACAGAUGUGUGAUUUAUCAUUUCGGCGAGGAAUGUUCCAUGUUCUGUAAGGCCACUGAGUACUACACUUGCUCUGAAGGCGGGAAGAAAAUCUGCUCUGACGAUAAUUCCAGUCCCGAAGAAGAUUGCAUUGCAUUGCCAGUUCCGAAGAAAAAUAAUAUUGUAAUGAUAACAGGCAUCGUAGUCGGAAGUGUACUUGUAGUGUCUUUGUUGGUGAACAUAAUCCUUGUUUAUAGGCUGAAGAAAAAUAAUAACCAGAAGGACCUCAAGAAGGAACAAGACAACACACUGAUCAAUCCUCUUUAUCUUCCAGUUGUGGUAGAUCCAGUAGUGGCAGGUAGAAAAGAAGGGUCCAGUAAUGAUCAAGGAGAAAAGAAAAAUGAAUCUCGGAUCCGUUUCGCCGAAGAUACUGAUGUGCAUGUUCUUGGUUCAUCUUUAGACGGAAACGAUGCCGUCUAUUCCAUUGACGAGAGUGAAGAUGCUGAAGCCUUUUAUUCAACAUUAGACGACGAUGGCGCCAUGUUUAGCGCAGGAAAGAAUAAAGAUGCUGAUGGCGAUGCCACCUAUUCAACAUUGGACGAAAAGGAUGACAUGUUUUGUGUCACAAAGAACAAAGAUACUGAUGCCACUUAUUCAACAUUGUACAGAGAGGAUGACAUGUUUUGUGUCAAAGAUGCUGAUGCCAACUAUUCCACCUUGGAUAAAAAUGACAAGUUCAACUCAAUCCCUUUUACCACAAAAGCUGCUGACACUGGUCCAGCAAGGUACGAUUCCAAUGACUCUGUUAAAGAGGAUUUGGAUGAGCUCUACUCUACUCCACACAAAGAUAUCGGACCAACCCUCUCCAUCCCAGAAAAGAAGAUGACUCCAAAUACUCCUGGUCCUCCUGAGAUACCGAAACUACCGGACUCCCUCACGGAUGAUCAUCUCGCAGAUGACCUAUUGAGUUCAAACGUUGACCCCUUUGCUGACUCAGAGGAAGAUCUGGAUGCUCUCUACUCCAUUCCGUUUAAGAAUGUGCCUGCCCGCUCAAUCUCCGAGAAAAAAGAGGUUCUUAGAUCACUUCCUGAUAAGGAAUUAUCAGAUUACCCAGCAAAUGAGGAUGUGAACGCGAAGCAAGAAGAGGAUGUCGAGGAUGACCCAAGUUCGCUUUACUCGACCAAAGAGUUCUGGAGUACACAAGAUCUUAAUUUAACUCUGGUGGAGGAACUGAAAGAUCCAAUUAAUUUAUCUCUCCCUACCAACAAAAGUGUCACUGUUACAAUCAGUGUCUAUGAUUAUGAUGGUACAUCUAGCUCGGACGAUUUCACAAGGAAUAUGACGGACAUGGUUCCAUUUUCCAGCAAACAGGUUGGGAAGGAAUGGAGUGAGAUAGUGUUCAGCUCCCCUGAUAAAGGAGCUACCCUCACACUUAGGUACAGAAUACUUGAGUGUGAUGAGCACUUCACCGGAUACGGCUGUAAUCUCUGUAGUGAUGGAUGGACUGAAGAACUAUGUGACAGAUGUGAUACUCACUACUAUCCAGCGAGACAAUGCACAACAUUCUGUAAGGCCGAACCUGGUAGAUCCUUCUGUACUUCUGAAGGGGAGAGAAUAUGUGAAGAGAACAGAGGGGGCGAGGAUUGUGAGAGCUGUCUAGAAGGGUGGACGGGGGAAGAAUGUGCUGAUUGUGCUGAUGGUUAUUACCCUCAAGGCAGCUGUAGCACUUACUGACCAGUGAAAGGUAACUACACAUGUGACCUGAAAGGACAGAAGAUAUGCGCAGAAAGGAAGACAGGAACUAACUGUGACAGAUGUGAGAUUCAUUAUUUCGGCGAGGAAUGUUCCACGUUCUGUAAGGCCACUGAGUACUACACUUGCUCUGAUGGCGGGAAGAAAAGCUGCUCAGACGAUAAUGCCAGUCCCGAAGAAGAUUGCAUUGCAUUGCCAGUUCCGAAGAAAAAUAAUAUUGUAAUGAUAACAGGCAUCGUAGUCGGAAGUGUACUUGUAGUGUCUUUGUUGGUGAAGAUAAUCCUUGUUUAUAGGCUGAAGAAAAAUAAUAACCAGAAGGACCCCAAGAAGCAACAAGACAACACACUGAUCAAUCCUCUUUAUCUUCCAGUUGUGGCAGAUCCAGUAGUGGCAGGUAGAAAAGAAGGGCCCAGUAAUGAUCAAGGAGAAAAGAAAAAUGAAUCUCGGAUCCGUUUCGCCGAAGAUACUGAUGUGCACGUCCUUGGUUCAUCUUUAGACGGAAAAGAUGCCGUCUAUUCCAUUGACGAGAGUGAAGAUACUGAUGCCACCUACUCCAACUUGGAUGAAGAAAAUGCCAUGUUUCGUGUUGCAAAGACCAAAGAUGUUGAUGCCACCUACUCCAACUUGGAUGAAGAAAAUGCCAUGUUUCGUGUUGCAAAGACCAAAGAUGUUGAUGCCACCUACUCCAACUUGGAUGAAGAGGAUGCCAUGUUUCGUGUUGCAAAGACUAAAGAUGUUGAUGCCACCUACUACAACUUGGAUGAAGAGGAUGCCAUGUUUCGUGUUGCAAAGACCAAAGAUGUUGAUGCCACCUACUCCAACUUGGAUGAAGAGGAUGCCAUGUUUCUUGCUGCGAAGAACAAAGAUGCUGAUUUGGUUUUUACUUUUCGUUCGAUGUCGUGCGGGACGGAAUCAGAUUCGUCGGAAUGGGAAGACGACCCGGAGUUCAUACACGGACUGUGUGCUAAGUGCAAAGAGAAUAUAAUAGGACAUGAGAACGGGUGCAAGGCUUUGGGAGCGCUCUACCAUGUAAACUGCUUCGUUUGUCAGAAAUGCAGAGACCCGCUAGUAAAGAAGCCGUUCUACCAUACCGACGGACUGACGUAUUGUGAGAAGGAUUAUCUGGACACCCUAGAGAAGUGUGAUGUGUGUGAGGAGCACAUUAAGGAGAGGAUCCUGAGAGCGGUAGACAAACAGUACCACCCUGAAUGUUUUAAGUGUACAGAUUGUACAAACUGUUUGGACGGUGUUCCCUUUACUUUAGACGCUACUAACAACGUUCUAUGUGUGCAGUGUUACAAUAAAAAGUUUGCGUACACGUGUGCUUCGUGCAGUAAACUCAUCGUGUCAGAGGACGGCGCAGAGACCUACCGAAUCAUCGCAAUGGACAAAGAUUUCCACGUUGCCUGCUACAAAUGCGAGGUGUGUGAUUCGAAGUUUACAAACGACGAAGGACAAGGAUGUUAUCCUCACGAGGACCGUCUCUUGUGUCACACUCACUACAAAGAAGCUGUAGCUCAAUAGUUCAACACAGGAAGCAAUUUGUAAAACUCUUUCCUCAAACACAAGGAAAUAUUUUUCUGCGUCGUAUUUAUUUAUUAGGGAAGAGCUGGGUAGUUAAUUGUUGGAUUGUUUUUAUCCCUCUGUGGGUGGGUAGGUAGUUUGGUUAGGUAGAUAAAGAUAUUUGUAAUGAAACAUACCACUUACACAAUGUGAAAUGAUCAUGAUAUCAUCAGUCAUGAAUUUUCUCUUUUAUUUGAACUUCGAUUGAACCUGCAAUUCUGGAGCCCCACUGCAUUUUGUUCCGAUGCCAAUUUUUUUAUUUAGCGUGGAAUAUGUGGCUGGGACCCUAGGAACUGCUACAGGUGAACAAUAUUUCGUUUUAGAAAAUUUAAGUUUAACUUAGCUUUUUGAUAGACGUAAACCUGUGAUAGAUUAUCAAUGGUUGUAAACGUAUGUAUCAUAAGAUUGAAAUACUUACGACGCCAUAUUUUAGAAUUUAAAUAGCAUAGAAUUAUCUACAUAUUAAGAUAUGUAGAAUUUUUGAUAGCUUAAAUUUAAAGUUUUAAACAAUUGUAAAUACACAUUUCUGUUUUUAAAUGAAAGGAUUAUGAUAUUGAUGCAAUCUCACUCUGCAAAACACCACAUGGAUAAAAUGCCUCCAUGCACCUGUGUUAAUUUUGUACAGUACAAUUAACUAUAUAGAGUACGUUUUUUAAAGCCUUCUUUGGAACAGUUUAGAACAUUAUAUUAUACCAGUGAUCGAUAUCAGUUUUCUAUGUUUUCCAUAAAUUUAAAUAUGUAGGCUCGACUUCAAUUAAGUGGAACACUAUAUCAAUUAAAGCUGAAGUUCUCAGUUUUCAUAAAAAA
Messenger RNA from Bolinopsis microptera, 5226 nucleotides. RefSeq lists its product as uncharacterized. Lineage: Eukaryota; Metazoa; Ctenophora; Tentaculata; Lobata; Bolinopsidae. The record is from RefSeq and is a predicted model, not a curated record.